This is a messenger RNA of Aureococcus anophagefferens, 4272 nucleotides long. RefSeq lists its product as hypothetical. Gene Ontology annotation, biological process: tetrapyrrole biosynthetic process. The transcript is spliced from 6 exons. NCBI's taxonomy places the organism in Eukaryota, Pelagophyceae, Pelagomonadales, Pelagomonadaceae. Gene Ontology annotation, molecular function: transaminase activity; pyridoxal phosphate binding; glutamate-1-semialdehyde 2,1-aminomutase activity. The record is from RefSeq and is a predicted model, not a curated record. Bases 1 to 4272 code for a protein of 1423 amino acids.
AUGCCGCACGGCAGCGAGGCGGUCGUCGAGGCCGCGGCGGCCGAGAAGACUGCCAACGAGCUUCAAGUUGAUGCGGAGGCAGCCCCGGAGGCAGCCCCGCUGGCGCCGCCGCCGCCCGCCGCGCCGGCGGCCACGGAUGCGCCCGCCGACGCCGCCGCGCAGGAGCCGGACGCCGCCGCAGCCGCGGCCGACGCCGCGCCGCCGGCGCCGGCGCCCGAGGCCGUCGACGACAAGCCCGCGCGCGGCGGCCGGCCGCGCCGGGGCCGGCCGCGGGGCCCGCGCGAGCGCAAGGACGGCCCGCGGUCCGGCGCGCGCCCGGGCGGCGCCGGGCGCACGAUCUGGAUCGGCGCCGCGCACCGGUCGCUCAAGGUCUGCCACGAGAUCCUAGGCGCCGCGCUGCCGGACGCCGUCCGCGGCUUUCCCGUGACCGUGCACGCGAUGUCCUUCCGCGACAACCGCAACGAGCUCUCGUUCCAGCUGGACCUCGGCGCCUGCGCGGCCCUGGCGCCGCCCGCGGCCGCGGACGCGCUCACCGUCGCGUCGUCGACGGACUACAGGGUCCUCGGCGGCGCCGUCGCGAACCGCCUGCGGGCCAACAAGGUCACGAGCCUCCGCGCCAUCGGCAAGAAGGCCGUCUGGGCGGCCAUGCGCGCCGUCGCCGUCGCGCGCGAGUACACCGCCGCGGACGACCGCGCCGCGACGCUCGCGCGGACGCCGCGUCCUCGUUUUUUUUUCUCGGGCGGCGACGCGGCGCUCAUCCUCGUCGCCCUGGCGCUGUCCAGCGCCGCCGCCCUGACGCGGUCGCCCAUGCGCAUGUCCGCGACGGCGACCCCGACGCACGUGACGACCAAGUCCGACGCCAUCAUGGCCGAGGCGAAGACGGUCAUGCCCGGCGGCGUGAGCUCGCCGGUGCGCGCGUUCAAGUACGUGGACUACGUGGGCACCUGGGGCCCGGCGAUCUGCGGCCACGCCAACGACGAGGUCAACGAGGCCCUCGUCGAGUGCCUGAAGAAGGGCACGUCCUUCGGCGCGCCGUCGGCGAACGAGAACGUGCUCGCGAAGAUGGUCAUCGACGCCGUGCCGUCCGUGGAGAUGGUGCGCUUCACGAACAGCGGCACGGAGGCCUGCAUGGGCAUGCUCCGCCUCGUGCGCGCCUACACGGGCCGCGAGAAGGUCAUCAAGUUCGAGGGCUGCUACCACGGCCACGCGGACGGCUUCCUCGUGCAGGCGGGCAGUGGCGUCGCGACGCUGGGCCUCCCCGACUCCCCCGGCGUGCCCGCGGGCGCGACCCAGGGCACGCUCGUCGCCGAGUACAACAACCUCGAGUCCGUCGAGGCGCUCUUCGCGGACCACGAGGUCGCGGCCGUCGUCCUCGAGCCCGUCGUCGGCAACAGCGGCUUCAUCCCGCCGUCCAAGGAGUUCCUCGAGGGCAUCCGCGCGCUCACGGAGAAGAACGGCGCGCUCCUCGUCUUCGACGAGGUCAUGACGGGCUUCCGCAUCUCCUACGGCGGCGCGCAGCAGCACUUCGGCGUCACCCCCGACGUCACGACGAUGGGCAAGGUCAUCGGCGGCGGCCUGCCCGUGGGCGCCUACGGCGGCAAGAAGGAGAUCAUGGAGAUGGUCGCGCCGGCGGGCCCCAUGUACCAGGCGGGCACGCUCAGCGGCAACCCGCUCGCGAUGACCGCGGGCAUCAAGACGCUCGAGAUCCUCUCGCGGCCGGGCCAGUACGAGAAGCUCGCGGCCCUCACGGAGAAGCUCGUGGAGGGCGUCCUCGCCGAGGGCAAGGCCGCGGGCCACGCCAUCUGCGGCGGCUCCAUCUCCGGCAUGUUCGGCUUCUUCUUCUGCGACGGCCCCGUCGCGAACUUCCAGGAGGCGACCGCGUCGGACACGGACAAGUUCGCGCGCUGGCACCGCGCCAUGCUCGAGCGCGGCGUCUACCUCGCGCCCUCCCAGUACGAGGCGGGCUUCAUGUCCCUCGCGCACACCGAGGAGGACGUCGAGAAGACCAUCGCCGCGGCCAAGGAGGCGCAGUGCGUCGUCGCCGGCAGGCGCAUCGCUUUCUUCGGCGAUUCUCUCUCGCGCUUCUGCUACUUUGGGUUCAACACGUUUCUGGCCACGGGCGAGGUGCGCGACCACGAGUUCGACGUGAGCGAGGGCGACGGCGAGAACAGCAACGACUACGACAGCUUCGACACGUGGAACGACAACGGCCUCGUCAGCGACGGCAAGAACCACCGCAUGCACCUGCGGAAGGACUUCGCGGAGUACGGCGCGCACACCGAGUACUACUUCAUCCAGAACGUGUGGUACGACGACCUCGACGACACGCCCCUGGAAGCGGACGUGGAGAUCGGCGACGCCGACAACGAGGGCUUCAUCGCCGACAUCGUCGCCGGCGACGAGACGAUCCGGUCCAUAUCGCUCGACCUCGACGCGGACGUGGUCGUGUUCAACAUGGGCUGGUGGGUGCUCAAGCACAAGUACGUCGACUACGACUGCGGCGAGAAGUGGGACUCGAAGUGCGCGGACUGGUACGAGGAGAUGAUGGAGCUCGUCGUCGAGAACCUGCUGGCCAUGAACGACGUCGGCAGUCGCGUCGCGUCGGCCGCGGGCGCGUCGGUGGUGGACAUCUUCCCGCUCUACGGCCUGAGCGACCUGCCGAGUGCGACGUUCGACAUGAAACACGCGAACGUCGCGAGCUGCCACGAGUGGAACGAGCUCAUCCUGCGCGCCGUCGACGACGCCGCGGGCACGGCCUGCUUCCCCCCGGCGCCGACGCCGCGGCCGUCCCGCGAGCCGACCUACGCGCCGUCCUACGCGCCCACGGCGCCGUCGUACGCGCCGACCGCGGCGCCGACGGCGCGCGAGCCCACGCCCGGGCCGUCGCCCGCGCCGACGCCGCGGCCCUCGGCGGCGCCGUCCCCGGGCUGGCCCGCGGGCUGCGUCGACGACGAAAAUUGGCACAAGAAGAACGCGCCGAGCAAGGACUGCGCGUGGGUCUCGGACUAUCCCGGCGGCCGGUGCCUCGUCGUUGGCGCGGACGACAGCGUCGCCCACGAGAGCUGCGAUCGAGCCUGCGGCUGCUCCGCGCCGCCGACGCCGCGGCCCUCGCCGGCGCCGCCGUCCGUCGCGCCCGCGCCCGCGCCGACGCCGCCGCCGACCGCGGCGCCCGCGGCCUCGCCGACGCCGCCGCCGACCGCGGCGCCUGUUGCCGCGCCGCCGGACCCGACGCCCGCGCCGUCGCCCAAGCCGUCGCUCGCGCCGUCGCCGCGGCCCACGCCCAACCCGACGCCCAACCCGACGCCCGACCCGACGCCCGAGCCGACGCCCGAGCCGACGCCGGCGCCGACGGUCGCGCCCGGGUCGCCGACCAAAGCUCCCGUCUUCGCGCCGACGCCCGCGCCCGUCCUGUCGCCGACGGCGGCGCCCGUGGCGACGUCGCCGAGGCCGACGGCCGCGCCGGCGCCCGCGCCGACGCCGCUGCCCGGCAGUCCGACGCGGGCCCCCGUCGCGCCCGCGACGCCCGCGCCCGUCGCGCCGAGCACCGCGCCCGUCGCGCCGAGCCCCGCGCCCGUCGCUCCGACGCCGUCGCCCGUCGUCUCCGCGGCCGCCGCGGCGACGGCCACCGACGCCGCGGCGGGAAGCUCGGACGACGAGGACGACGACGACAUCGAGAGCGCGUCGCUGUCGCUGCCCGCGGUCCUCGGCAUCCUCGCGGCGCUCCUCGUCCUCGCCGCCGCCGCGGUCGGCGCGACGUACUACAAGCUCCGGCCCAAGCCGGCCUUCGCGCCGACGACCGCGGACGCCGACGCGGCGGACGUCGCCAUCCCCGUCGAGUCCGACGACGCGCCGUUCUCGCCGACGAAGACGUCCAGGUUCGCCGCGUCCGCCGCCGGGUCGCCCGCGGACCGCCUCCGGCGCCUCCGCCAGGACUCGCUGGAGGGCACCGUGUCCAGGCAGGCCCUCGACGACCACCUCGUCGAGCUCAUCGACCACCUCGACCACACGACGGCGCUCGCGCGCGACGCGGCCGACCCGCCGCGCGACAGCUCGUGGUCCGCGCCCGACGGCGUCUCCGUCCAGGUCGAGAUGGCCGCCGACCCGCCGGCGCCGCCGGCGGACCUGUCGCCCAUGAACGUGGUCGUCGAGGACCCGUUCACGGACGACGAGGACGACCACGAGGCGCACAUCCACCUCGACGAGCCCACGUCGCCGCUGCCCUCCCACGUGCUCGCGCGCCUCGCGGAGAAGCCGCGGGCGGCGGGCGUCUAG